CAUGCCAGCUGCUGUUGCUGUUGCUGCUGCUGUUGGUCGAGACGGCACGUUAUUAUUGAAGCCCUCGAAUCAAUAGCGCUGCGACGUUGCCGGGUUUCUCCGCCGUUUCACCGCUGCGCCGGGUCCUAUAACGGAUUGCGCUCGGUCACGCGCCAUUUUCUCCGUGCACGCCGACCGUGCAGUGUGUACCGCGCUGUAGUAAUAUCUGUACUCUAUUUACAAAACAGUGGUUUCCAAAAUGCCGCGCACUAGCUUCACAAUCGGUUUCGCCCUAGGGUACGGUUGUUACCGUGGUGUUCGAUCACUAACCGCGUUAUAAAACGUUUUGUGAAGUCUUACACGUUACAGUGUCGGCUACGCAGCUGAAACAGAUACAAGAUGGGGUGGUCCAAGAAGGAGGUCGACCGCUUGAUGUACAAGGCUACUCAAAGAGUCUUUGUUCAAGUAGAGAAUUUGAAUAGCGAACAAAUCGCUCAACUCAUAGCCAAUUUGAAAACCAAAAAGGUUGAAACGCCCCCUCGGGAUAUCGACGAAUCAGACGAACCUUGUGCUAAAAAGCAAAAAUUCAACGACAAAGGAAAAGAUGUACUGAAGCUAGUGUUAUCGCGUGAGGGCGAAAGCGAUACGUUUAAAUCGAAAUUCAAGUCUACUCUUUACAGUCGCAUAGUCGACGAAUCUUCUGACGACCCAUCGUCGCCUUAUAGUGCUAACGAAGCAGAAUUAGAAAACCACGCCCAAUAUGGAAACGGCGGAACUAGCGAAAAAGAGGUGUCGGAAAUAACGGCGUCGAUUAAUAACCAUCAUAACUCGUCAUCAGUCGAUGAUAACUUACCUAAAGACGCCGACAAAGUUGAACAGUCGUCGCCAAACCACACCGACGGUUUGGUCGGCAAGAUUUGGAUUCGAGAUUUGCGUUCGAUGAUGACCGAAACGAUGUUGGAGAGGUUCUACAUAGUGUUUGGCGACCUUGGCAUAAAUCCAGCAGGAGCGGCCAUUGUCAAUGGUGUUCCGCCUUUAAGACCUACCUACAUAAAGUCCGACCUCUCGACACCCAACGAACCGCCUUCGACAAGAUGGAAUUUGGAGCUUAGCGACGUGGUGAAAAUCUACUGCAAGUACUUUACCAAACACGUGCAAGACACUAUUGUCAUUAUCGCCAACAUACUGAACAUCAUCUCGCUGUCAAACAAACACCACAAAUUCCGAAUGGACGAGUCGUUCAAAAAGAGAAGCGAAGCCGAGAAACUCAAAGAACGCUGCGACGCCAACAGAAUACACGAGAAACACAAGCAGGUGCUAGAGACCCACCUGAAGCUCCAUUUCGUCGACGUGGUUUCGAAAAUCAGCGCCGACGACUUUGACUGCACGUUCCAAAUGUUCUUCCUGAGCAUCCUGACCGUGCUCCGAGUGCUUGACCAGCCGAAAUUUAAGAAAGGCAGCAUUUUCAAGAACCUGGUGCUGCUGUUGUGGAACAGCCUGAGGAGUUGCAAUCUGGAGCACCGGAAAGUGUUCACCAUGUUCCGGUCGAAAUCGUUCCGGCCGGACUGUAUCGAACUGAUCAGCCUGAUCGAGGACAGCCGAGAAACGUGUCCCGAUAUCAUGGACCGUUUGGCGCUGUUCUUCAUAUCUACCAUGGACACCAAGGAUUUUCAAAAAGUCAUCGAAGCGGUCACCAGCGACACCAGCGCCGAUGUGCUGGCGACGUUGCUAGAAGAAGCUUCGAAAAACGUUCGCGAACAUUCCAAAUUGGUGGAGCCCAACAAGCGGUUUGCAUCGCCCAUGACGACCACCACCACUACAACGACUAAUAACCAUGCGACUCCUACCGUGCCAGCCGAAAUCCCCAAAGUUGGCAAUGAUAAUAUGGUCAAACACUGGGUAAUCACAAAAGCACCCAACGGAACUUACCAACCUUUGGCUAUGGCGAAUGAUUACAAGACUCCGCGUGUCAUCGUCAGUACUAGCGUCGAUACGGCUUUGCACGCAAUCGCUCCGUUGAACACGUUCUACGAGACUUUCUCGAAUACGCUCACGAAUGUUUCCGAUGUGACGGUUCCCGUACAGUCUGCGACCAAACUGACCGUCGCUGCUCCGACUUCGGUCGCAAGCGGCACACUUGUGUCCGGCAAGUUUGUGGCGUAUAACCCGAAAAAUCACACCGUCAAACCUAUUAACGCCACCAACCGCGAGGCCGCCACCAUUGUGGUCGGCAACAAACAGUAUCAGGUGUUCAGAAGUCACGUGAGAACCUUGACGACGGCUCAAGGCAAAACCAACGGUAUCGUGCUCGCCCAGCAAAUGCAAAAGCCUACCGAAGGGCCUACAAAGUGUUUCACCAAGAACUGCAAUGAAGUGGCGACCAUCAUGUGCAGCACGUGCACGUCGGUGAAAUAUUGCUCGCACAACUGUCAAAGGGUUGAUUGGUACGAAAACCAUAUUCACAAAUGCGAACAACUGCAGAAGGUGAAACAACAACAAAGUGCCUAAACGGAUUUGCCGACCUAAGUUGUUGCAUAUUAUGUAUCAUAAAUUAUAUAUGUAUAUUUAUUUAUAAAUAAGCAUAAUAGAUCUAAAGAAUGAAAAAGCAUGUGAUAAAUGUACAAAAAAACGACAGACGAAAAAACAUUCAUAAUAAUAAGUUUUAGAGAGUUUAUUAUUUAAUUGAUGUUAUUAGUAAUCAUAUUAUGUAUGUUAGUUAAUUUCAUUUUACAAGUGGUCGCAAAAUUGUUAUUUGUUACAGACUGUUAAAUUAUUUCUAGUCGAAUUCACAGGUACGUUUUCAAUAUAUAUUCUGUUUUUUUUUGUUCACCGGCUACAGACGUUCUGGUCUUGGAGUACAAAUAACGUUGAAAUUGUAAUUUAUUGUAAAUAAUAAUAAUAGUAAUAAUAUAGUAAUGUAUUUAUUUUGAUUCAUAAUAAUAUUAAUUUGAAGACUGC
Molecule: messenger RNA, 2937 nt
Organism: Adelges cooleyi (spruce gall adelgid)
Lineage: Eukaryota; Metazoa; Arthropoda; Insecta; Hemiptera; Adelgidae
Exons: 6
Coding region: 379-2487 (702 amino acids)
Source: RefSeq, a predicted model, not a curated record